Molecule: messenger RNA, 345 nt
Organism: Paramecium pentaurelia
Lineage: Eukaryota; Ciliophora; Oligohymenophorea; Peniculida; Parameciidae
Source: the annotation of a GenBank genome assembly
AUGAGAUUGUAUUACAAGAAAAUUGAGAUGGAUUGCUGCUUUCAUCAGCCAGUUUCUUCUUAUUAUUUUAUUGAUGACACCUAAUGUCAUUAUGUAUUUUUUUACUUAACAAAGUAUUUAUUAUACUAUUUUAGAAUAACAAUGAUAUCAGAAUUUUAUAAAGUGGCAAUAAUUUUUACAGGCAAUAUAAUUAUAUCACAAGUUUUUUUAGAACAGCUUUCAAAUUUUUGGAAGAAUCAUAAUUUAUAGAUUAAUAGCUUCAAGUUUGAACAAAAUGGAUUUCAAUACAGUUUUUCAUUUAAUGCAUUUUUUAAUAAUGCAUAACUGUUUAGAAGAAAUAUUUGA